Messenger RNA from Drosophila takahashii, 1960 nucleotides. RefSeq lists its product as uncharacterized. The record is from RefSeq and is a predicted model, not a curated record. NCBI's taxonomy places the organism in Eukaryota, Metazoa, Arthropoda, Insecta, Diptera, Drosophilidae.
CGGAUCUCCCAACUGCCAUCUCCCAUUGGAUUAUUAACAAUGUUGCAGCUGCAACUGACUGUGGUCUUUUGCCUUCUGGUCCUGGCCACCUGUAAAGUGCACAAACAGAGUCCAUCGAACAGUUGGCGGGAUAUGCUCUUCGGCAGCAAGUGGCUAACUCCCGCUCCGCGGUGGCGAGAGUCCAAAUUUUUGCCCAUUUUCGCCCUGGUUCCCAUCGGUCCUGGCAGCUGUUCGGCGCCCUCGGGCGAACAGGGAAAUUGCAUUCCCAGCAAGGAUUGUGUGCUGAGGAAUGGCAUUCCAGCUGGUCCCUGUGGCGGUGGCUAUGGCGUCUGCUGCAUCUUUCUCCAGACCUGCGGCGGUGUCAUUCGCGAGAAUUCCACCUACUUUGUGAAUCCCAAUCAUCCGGAUGUCUACGACGGCACCGGAAGCUGUCAGGUGACUGUCCAAAAACUCCAUCCGGAUAUCUGCCAGCUGCGCCUGGACUUGGAUAUGUUCUCGAUAGCCCCUCCGGAGGCAGCCAAUCAUCUGUGCAACCAGGAUCAGUUGCUGAUUUCGGGCGGCAGUCCCACGCCCACAAUUUGUGGCAGUUCGACGGGAGAUCACAUGUACAUUGACGCGGGUCUUGGCCAGAGCAACCCGAUUGUUUUAUCGGUCAUCACAAGCGGUAGCUUUCCUCGUCUGUGGCGCAUCCGCGUCACCCAAAUCCACUGUGGCAGCAUCAGUCGAGCGGAUCAGGGCUGUCUGCAGUACUACACGGCCAUCAGUGGGCGCGUGCGCAGCUUCAACUACAACACGAUGGCUGGGAGACAGCUGUCCAACCAGGACUACAGCAUCUGCAUCCGAAACGAACGGAACUUUUGCGGCAUUCAGUACAACGCCUGUCCGGAUCUGGAGAACAACAGAUCGCGGGCGUUCACCCUUUCUGGGAACUCCAACAAUCCGGUGCCCACAAUGGUGGGCGGUGGUGGUUCAAUGCCUCCCAAUCUCAACGGCUGUGUCAGCGAUUGGCUGCUGAUUGGCUGCAUCAGGUCGGCGGACAGGAUUCCUCCUCUGCCAGGUUGCGAGGAUCGCGUCUGUGGAGGCACCUUUAGCGCAGAAGCUGGGAUGCUGGCCAAAACAGUGCAAUCCAGCGUUCGUCCAUUCCGGCUAUAUUUCCAUACAGAUGGCGUAGAGGCGCCCAAUGAUAUUGAUAAUCGAGGUUUCUGUCUCGACUAUGUGCAGCAGCCAUGCACAAAUGGUUUUUAACCGCAAUACUCUUUACCAUAAACCCAAGACAUGAACCACGCGACUUAAAUCGCUAGGAACUUGUGAUCGGCGCAGCAAAAGUCGCAGGCAAAACGCGCACCUUUUUCGUAUGUAAUAAAUAUGUUUUAUUUAUUGAUUUUCGUAAUUAAGUUAGACAUAACUUUAAGAUUUAAUUUAAUUUAGAAAGCACAAAUCGUGUCGUAUUUUGGUACAAAUUUAGUGACGUGGUCCGGGAUAUCGAAAUUUGUUGCGAUCGAAAUUCUAACAUUAAAAUCGUUUCCAACUACUAAUACAGGUUUAUUGAGUUACGUUUAAUUAAUAAUACUUAGCUGAAGCAAAAACAAAAAAUUAAAUAACAGAAAAACACGAUGAAAAACGCUUUUGUUUAAGGACAUUUUCGUUGCAGUUGAUGAUGUUGCUGGUACUCAUUGAUGUCGUGGCAAACAAAUAAAAAUCAAAAUAAACAAGUACUGAUGAUGCGCACGUUGUCGUCGUAUAAAACGGGGUUUUCUGGGUUCGCUUGCUCGCCUGAGAUCGCCAAUUUCAGUCUGUGCGCGUAGUGCCCGACUUGUGACGUCACUGGGGGAUGGGAUUAUCUCUCGGAUGUGAUGCGGGUAUCUACGAUGGUAAUCUGCUAAUCCUAAUAGGUUUGUAUCAAGGCAGCCACAUGCUGUUUCUCCUCCUCGGUCAGACCGUUUUUCAGCGUGCGACGUAC